AAAUUAAUAAUAAAAAAAGAAAAGAAAAAGUUCGACAAUUCUGUGUCACUCGCGAGAACACACAGCUUCCUUGCUUUUGAUUUUGAGCGACGUUCGCAUCUCACAGCUACCGCGCGCGCCUCGUCGGUCACCGUUUUCCGGUCGCAUCACGUCAGGUCGACGGUGGCGUCUUUCCGGUCUUCGGUUGCUGCUUGACAGCUCACACCGUUGCACCUACUUCGUUCUUCCACAUGAAGAUAUUGAUGUUGUUGUGUAGGCAAAUAUAAUACCUAAGCAAUGUUUGAAGGCUUGGUUCAACAGUUGCUCUUGGGUUACCUUGGUCGAUAUUUCAAAGAUAUCCAGAAAGAGCAGCUGAAGAUUAGACUUGAGGUGGUACUACUAGAGAAUGUGGAGCUAAUACUUGAAGCAUUUGAUUAUCUCCAGCUUCCGUUUGCACUAAAGCAAGGUCGAGUUGGGAGGUUAAGCAUCAAAAUUCCUUGGAAAAAGCCCUGGGAUCCUAUUAUAAUUAUUUUAGAGGAUGUCUUUGUUUCUGCAUCCCAGAGAGAUGAUCAAGAGUGGGGUGCUGAAGCUGUCGAGAAAAGAGAAUUUGCUGGCAAAAAGGCUAAGCUAGCAGCAGCAGAGUUGGAAAAGUUAUCCAGACGUGUGAGUGGUAGCAAUGCCGGCCAAUCAUUCAUUUCUCACAUCACUGCAAAGGUUCUUGACAGCAUUCAAGUAGACAUUAGGAAUUUUCAUGUUUUAUACAGUGAUAUGCAGAAUGACAUGGGGCAUGUUAUGUUUGGUUUGAAGUUCUCUAAUUUGACCAUGAAGCAAAAUGUUGCUGGGUCUUAUAAUGCAAGGGUGAGGGUGGUCCAAGAGCAUAAAAUCGUAGAGAUUAAAGGACUGGAAUUUUAUUCCAGUAUAUUUCAUGGUUCAAUGGAAUUGGUAACUGUGAAUGGGAUGAGUAACUCCCACUUAGCAACUAAUAUAAGAUCUGAAGGGGAAUAUUAUAAUUCUAUAUUGGCUCCUUGUGAUGUAACCAUAACUCUUUCGGCUAACAGAUCACAUAGGCCUGAUGAUGAUGCACCACAGUAUUCUGUCAGUGCUGAAAUGAGUGGUUUGGUUGUAUCCUUAGAUGAGUGCCAGUUGCAACAGAUGUUUAUCGUGUGGGAUUAUGUUUGCAUUUGUAGGUUAAGAGAAAAGUAUGGCCGCUUUCGUCCUUGGCACUGUCCUCUACCAAGAAAAUCUAAGGGUUGGCAAAUAUUUUGGUGGCACUAUGCACAAGAAUCAGUCCUUUCAGAUGUACGCAAGAAACAAAAGAAAACAUCAUGGAGAUACCUUGGGGAUAGAUUAAGCUACCGUCGGAAAUAUAUUAACUUGUACAAGAUUAAGUUGGAUUUUCUUCAACAACAACAGCCAGUUGAUGAAGAUGUGCUCCAAGAUUUGGAAGAAAUGGAGAAAGAAUCAGAUUUGGAUGAUAUUCUGAAUUAUCGAUCUGCUGCAGAAUAUGCUAUGCGGGAAUUACUUUCAGGGUGUUCUGCUCCUAACAAUGGGAGGAUGCACAUUGAUAUUCCUACAGAAAAGUCGUCCAUAGAUGACCAUGCAGUCAAAUCACGGGGAUGGUUGAAUUGGUUAUCUCGUGGUAUGCUUGGUGCUGGUGGAACUGAUGAUUCCAGUCAAUUUUCAGGAGUUGUGUCAUUUGAUGUUGAGGAUAUAUCUGAGGCAACAGAAUUUCAUCCUGUAGUUUCAUCCAGUCUUGACAUUGCUACAAAGCAUGAAUUAUGCACAUUGGCAUUGAAGAUUGCAAUUAAUCAGAUUUCUGCAACCCUGCGUAGCAAGAGGUAUGGUAAAGCAAUUGCAGAAAUAAUUCUUGAAGGUGGGAUUGUUGAGUCUAAGCUCUACAAAGAACAUGGAGUUUUUUUAUCCAAAUUCAAAUUCGCGAAAGUAGUUCUUCCAAAUAGCCAGGAAGUGAUUGUACAUAUUAGAAGGCCUUUCAUUGAAAAUAAUACAUCAGAUAUUGACGAUCAUGCAUGCAGCAUUCAAGUAGAUUUUUCAUCUGAUGGAGAUACAGCCAUGUCAGUAAAGGGAGUGCUUCAACAAAUUCAAGUGAUGUUUGAUGGGAACAUCUUUUUGAAUCUGCUGGAGUUUUAUGAUGUCUUUACAACUUUCAAAUUUCAUAAUGAAAGGGUGCUGUUGUCACUGAAUGGAAUGAAAAAUGACAACGCUCGGCUCUUAUCCAAAGCAGAAUAUGUUUUCGAGAACAAUAAGAAAGUUAUGUGGGAAAUUACUAUCUUUGAUGUUUCUGUUAAUAUUCCGUGGAGGAAUACAGCAGCAAAAUAUUGCAACUUGUUGAUGAAUUCAAGGUCUUUAUGCUUGAAAUCAACUGAGAAUCUUGAAUCGUUCUCUUCAAAUGAUGAGGACCACCAACCCUACUGUGUGAAGAGCUUUUUAAAUUCGAUAUCUGCAUCAGAUAUUUGUAUAGGAAUCCAACUUCAAGAUUUGUACAAUUAUUUUGAUGUUAGACUCGAUGAUUUCCAGAUCACUUUAAUUGGUUCUGACCAGUCAGAAAAGGUUUCUAUUCUACAGAAAUUGAGUGCAACAUUCUUCCUGGCAUCUUGUGUAAUCCCGGAUGAAUCCAUUUUGAAGCAGUUGGAGGUCUAUGUUUUCAUAGCACCAUUUAAAGCACACUUCUCUCCUUCCAUAUAUGGUGCAAUCUUAGAAUUGAUCACUUAUCAAGGAACCUUGCAUCUGAGCAGGGAAUCUGAAACCUUGAACUGGCCUUAUCCUCCUAAUGUGCCUUCGGUUACGCCAAAAUCUUCCACUUUUGGAAUAUCCAUUAGUUCAAAAUUUGGCUCAGUUGAUCUGGAAGUGGACUUUGAAAAUAAGUUCAUUGUUAGGACAAAACAAAUUAUUAAUGUUCACUGAAACGAAAUCUUUGUACUUUGCAGGUAUGGUUCCACGGAAUUUCAGGAGUUAUUUCUUAGUAUAAGAUCUUUAAUGGUCUCUAUUUGUGAAAAGAAAGAUGAAAAAGACAGCCUUUUGGUUCUUUCCUCUGGGAAUUUAUCUUCUCCUAUUAGUGCAGUUGGAGAAGAGUCUGUUUCUGGACCAAGUAAUGAAUUUGAUCAACAUUCUGAUGCAGCUUUAUCUGGUGAUGCAUGUUUUGCAAUGCAUUAUGAAUCUCCUGGAACUGAUUUACUUUGUCACAAGUGUAUUAUGUACCUAAAUAAUACUGACAUCCACUGUUACCCACAUAUUGUGGGACUUUUUGUUGGAUUCUUCAAUAUGUUGUCUUCCUAUAAUAUCAAUUUUGAGAACUCUGCUUGCAGUGAUACUUCUGAGGUUUCAAACAUUUUAUCAACUCUUGGCUCACAGAAGUUUGGCUUCUCAAAUUAUUUCGAAUUUGGUUCCUCUGAUUCUGCAUGCAUUCCAGUGGAUCAUUUUCCAUUUGUUACAAUUCACAAUACUGACUCUCUGCAUAAUCUAGAGAGUGCACUUAUAUAUGCCAUUCCUGAGUGGAGAAAAUAUUUUACUCUGAGGGACAAAAAAAUUAGAUGUUCCAAAAUUAACCUGAGAAGAAGGUCCAGAUUUUCCCACGUUUCACCCUCAAAGUCCAGACCCAAUUCUGGAUAUCUAAAGGAAUCUGGGAUUGCGAGUAUCUCUAACGUUAUUUCUAUAGAGCUGCAUGUUUGUGGAAUACGAGUACAUUUUCACGACUCAUCAUGCAUUAUUGGAACAAUAAUGGUACCUACAUCUAAAUCCUGUCUCUUAUUUUGUGAAGAAAGCUUUGAUAUUUUGUCUUCUUUCGAAGGAUUGGUUCUCACAUCAUCUUGGUGGGGCCGGAAUUUCCAAGAUUAUCUAUGGGGUCCCUGCUCAAAUUUAUCUCCUAUUUUGAAUGUGCGUGUCAGGAAAGGAAAGAACAUAUCUUCAACUAUUGGGUUGGAAGUAAGUAUUAGUGUUCAGCAUGUGUACUGCAUGUUACCCUCUGAGUAUCUCUCCAUCAUCAUUGGUUACUUUUCAUUAGCUGAAUGGGGUGGCGAUUCAAGUGGUAGAUCUCCUGUAGUGGAGCAGAGUGAUGUGUAUGUUAAAAAUGAAAUGAGUAUCACAGUUAAGUUUGAGGUCUUGGACUCUACUCUUAUUUUUCCAGUGGAGAGUAAUGAAUACCAAUAUCUAAAGGUUGAAAUGCGGCAGUUAUAUGGUAGUUUUAUUGAGAAUUCUGGUUUUGACAACAUAUUGAAGAGUAUCCCUCCUGAAUGUUUGGUUCCUGUUCAGAAGCUUGCCAAGAGGAAUAAUUGUGUAAAUGUGUUUGCCCGUGAUGUCUACCUAUUAUUUGUUUUGUGCAAGAAUGAUAUGUAUGGAUCAGCAACAAUUGAACAGAAUACUGAGUUUGUGUUAAAUACUUUAAUUGCCCCUAUAAAUGCUGAUGUUUGGGUUAGAAUUCCAUAUGGUGAGCCUAGUUGCAACAGCUCUUCAUCAUCCAUAUGUUGCAUGACAAACAUCAGCAGUUGUUAUAUUAUUGCUGAAGAUAGUAAUUUUUUGGAUGGAUGUUUGGCCCUAUUGGAUGUUAUUGAUGAGUUCUCCACUGUUGAAGAUAAAUCAAAAUGUUUCCAAUCAGAUCUUCUGCAAUUCCUAGAUUUGAAGAGAAGUUUAAAGGCAACUGGUGCCAUUUCAACAACUCCAGGUGCUUCAAUGAUGAUAUUGACAGAAAUAAAAUGUCACACUCAGUCUUUGUUGAUAAGCUUCUGUCACAAAAAAGAAGAUUCUGUUGAACUAAUAGCUAAGGGUGAUUUCCAAUUUAUUUGCUCUGCAUCCUUGGUAAAUGAUUCACUGGUUUCGAUAGAUGUAGGUUUCUCCACCCUUGUGUUAUACUCCCCACACGAUUCUAUGUUAGCAAAAUUCAGUUCAGCUCCCUGUUCCACAUUAGUACUUGAAAUAUCUUUUUCUAAAUCUUUGGACAGUCAGAAUGAAGUCAGCCUCAGUCUUUCGUCUCUUGAUGUUUGGCUUCAUCUGUGUGAGUGGACUGAGGUUCUUAAAUUCCUCAAUCAUUUGAGUGUAAGUUUGGACAAAAAUGUUUCUACAGAUGCAACACCCAAGAGCUUGUCUUUCAAUGCAGCUGAUUCUGUAAAAAUGACAGCAAGAUGUGAUGCUUCCAAUUUCCUUGAUUCCGACAUUAACUCAUUGCAGUUUACAUCACAAGAAGCAGAGAAUGUUGUUUUAAUGAUUGUUAAGUCGAACCUCAUUUCAAUUUCAUUUCACAUCCCUGUCUGGGUUAGUGAAGAACCUUGCUUGGAAUUUCAGCUUUCUGAAGGUCUCAAAGUGACACCUUUAAGUGCAUCCUCUGAUUUGGUUGAAGAGAAAGACACAAAAUUCCUGACAGUGACUUUGAACAUGAAUGGUUUUGAAUUUUUCAUGAGUAGCAGAGAUUUCCAUCUGAAGUCCAACAUGGAAAAAUUGAGCUGUGUAAUAAUGACUCUUGAGAAUGGAAGAUAUACAUCUUCGCCUCUUUGUGAUAUCUUUGAGGUUCAUGUGGAAGCUGUACUGUGCAAGAACCCAACAAACACAACCGAGUCCAGGGUGGAGAUUAUAUGUGAUCAUUCAGAUGUGUGGCUUUCACAUCCUGCAUUCUAUUUAUGGGGUGCUAUAAAAUUCGACAUUCCCAAAUCUGGCUCUUCCCAGUAUUCUGCUAGCGGCAUUGCUUUCAAGUUUAAUAUGAGGAAAGUCUCUAUUCUGCUAACAGAUGGAAAGUGGAGCUAUAAUGGGGCACAGAUGGAGAUUCUAGUCAGAAACAUCCUCUUUCAUGUAAAGACAAGCGAAAAACUUAUGGAAUGUUCAGUUACUGGCAAUCUUCAAGUUAAUUACAAUAAUAUUGAGAAGGUGUCGUGGGAGCCUUUUAUUGAACCUUGGCAGCUUCUAUUGACUUUAGUUAGAGAACAAGAAACGAGUACUGUGCUGAGUAUGUCUGUUCCAACAGAAAUCAUUUUCAAGUCUACUACUCAGCUGAACAUUAAUAUCACAGAAUCCUUAGUUGAGUGUGUUUCACGCACAACUGAGAUGCUCUUGGAUGCGCUGGGGCUGGUAGGAUUGAAUAAUUAUGAUGGCAACAAACUUAUCCAUUCACCAUAUGCUGAGCUCAUGUGUACGAGAAGAUGUGGUGCUCCCUAUGUCCUACAAAACCUAACUUCUGUUCCUCUUCUAUAUCAUGUAUAUCAUGGUCCUUUAAAUCCUGAUGAACUUUAUGAUUCCAAUGAGAAAUAUGGAAAAUAUGUAAACCCAGGUUCCACAAUUCCAAUAUACAUGGAUGAAAACACUGAAGAGCGGCUUUCACGUUACAGGCCUUCUCAUUCUUCUGAUAGUCUAAAUGAUCAGAGGCUAAAUGGUUUUGCUCAUCAUUAUAUAACUGUGCAGCUUGAAGGAACACCUAUGCCAUCUAACCCAAUGUCAAUGGAUUUAGUAGGAGUUACAUACUUUGAGGUUAAUUUCUCCAAGACAUAUAAUGAAAAUGACGAGGAUGGUAGAAUGAGUACAGGGCCUACUUUCAUUGUUCCCGUUGUUUUUGACGUUUCAGUGCUGCGCUAUAGCAAGUUAAUUCGGAUAUACUCCACUGUUGUACUCCAAAAUGCAACUUCUAUUCCUCUUGAGCUGCGGUUUGAUAUUCCAUUUGGUGUGUCACCGACGAUAUUAGAUCCGAUACACCCAGGGAAACAGUUACCACUUCCACUGCACUUGGCUGAAGCUGGUUUUGUAAGGUGGCGGCCUAUGGGAAGCUCUUAUUUGUGGAGUGAAGCUCACAACCUCUCAAAUCUUCUAUCAGUGAAUAGCAGAGUAGGAAAUUUAAAAUCAUUUGUCUGCUAUCCAUCUCACCCAAGUAGUCAUCCAUUUCGUUGCUGCCUAUCAGUUAAGAAUAUCAGCUUGACUUCAUCUGGUUGGAUGAACAGUAAUAUCUCUGCAGAUGAUGGAAAAAAGCGUUAUAUUCAUCACUUGAUCCUAAGUGCUCCUUUAAUAAUUAGCAACUACCUUCCUAAGGAAGUUUUGUUGGUUAGUGAAAGUUCAGGGGUAAAUCAUACUGUGAGGGUUUCAGAGGUGGAAACUUCUGUUUAUCAUAUUGAUCCCUCUCAUGAUCUAGGAGUGGAGAUCUGCAUUGACGGAUUUAAACAUUCUGAUUUCAAGUUUCCUCGUUUAGAAAAUUUCUGCACUCUGGCCAAGUUCAGUGAAACUGAAACCAAGUUUUCACUGUCUGAAACCCUGAUAUUUGAACCAACUAAUUCAGACGGUCAUAUGUAUGUUACAGUGGAGAAGGUGAUUGAUGCAUAUUCUGGUAGCAGGGAAGUAAUAAUAUAUGUUCCUUUCAUCUUAUAUAACUGCAUGGGUUUUCCUAUGUGUAUAAAAGAAACAACUAGUGGGUCAAAUCAGAGGGGAUUUGUUAUUCCUUCGUAUUAUGAUUUUUGUGAAAACGAAACAAUUUCUACAAAAAAGGAUGGUCUCUCUCUCCUGUCAUCCAGCCACGAGUUACAUGCUGAAGUUCCUCAUAACCCAAGGAGUUAUUUGAAGAAUCAUACCAUCUCAUGCAGAGAGGAUGUUACUGCAAACACUCCGAGCUUCCCAGGUAGUUCCUUAUUCUCUGGUAACUACCAUGGAAGUUUAGGAAGACAACGAAGGAAAACUGGUUCUAUAAAUGGGAUUUCAUCUUUAGGAAGAUCGAAGAAUACAGCCAGCUCCAUUAUCCAGUCAACUUGGAAGGAUUUUGGUUCCGGUAAUCAGGAGCAUGGAAAGGUUGGGCCAUGUAUGUAUUCUCCUGCUGCUAAUUCUGCUAUAAAUGAGAUUUUGGUUAAAUUAAGUAGAUAUUUCCCUGGAGAUGCUAGCGAACAGUUGCCAUUUUCUUUGUGGUCAAGUCCAUUUUCUCUGCUACCACCAAGUGGUUCAAGUACGAUUCUUGUUCCUCAGUUAGCGUCAAAUUCUGCAUUCAUUGUAGCUGUGACUUCUAACACAAUUGGUGAACAAUAUACUGGGAGGACAAAUGCAAUCACUUUCCAGCCUAGAUUUGUAAUCAGCAAUGCAUGCAGCAAGGAAAUAUCUUACAAACAGAAGGGAACUGAUGUAAUUUUUUAUUUAGGAAUAGGGGAACAUGCUCAUCUUCAUUGGACAGAUAUGACUAGGGAGUUGCUUGUCUCAAUUUGUUACAAUGAAUCAGGAUGGCAGUGGUCUGGAAGCUUUUUGCCAGAUCAUCUAGGUGAUACACAACUGAAAAUGAGGAACAUUGUUUUUGGCACUUCAGACAUGAUUCGAGUUGAGGUGCAGAAUGCUGACAUAUCAAUGGGGGAUGAAAAAAUAAUUGGAAGCAUUAAGGGAAACUCAGGCACCAACUUGAUUCUUUUGUCGGAUGAUGAUACAGGGUAUAUGCCAUACAGAAUUGAUAAUUUCUCCAAGGAGGUUGCACUAAAUAUGCGUGAGCUGCUUUAUUGUAAUGGUUGUUGAAAUUUACUAUUUUCUUUCUUGGCUAUGUUAUAGAGAUUGCGAAUAUAUCAGCAGAAAUGUGAAAUGUUUGACACAGUCAUUCACUCAUACAGUUCUUACCCUUACACUUGGGAUGAACCCUGCUAUCCUCAUCGUCUUACAGUCGAGGUACCUGGAGAGCGAGUUUUAGGAUCAUAUGCCCUUGAUGAUGUAAAAGAAUAUAGGCCUGUAUGUUUGCCGCCAUCUUCCGAGAAACCAGAAAGGACUUUCUUUUUAUCAGUGCAUGCAGAGGGAGCAACAAAGGUCCUCAGUAUUCUCGAUUCAAAUUAUCAUGUUUUUAGUGAUGUUAAAAAAUCAGAUAUCCGACAAACUGCAGAUAAAAGGUUAUAUGAUCACAAACAAGUUAAGCUGUCAGAGUACAAGGAAAAAAUAUCAAUUUUUAUUCCGUGUAUUGGAAUAUCUUUGAUUAAUUCAUACUCACAGGAAUUGCUUUUUGGCUGUAUUAAGGAUAUACAAAUUGAGCUACUACAGAGUUUGGAUCGUCAAAGCCUUUCCUUGCAGAUAGCCUUCUUACAAAUUGACAACCAGUUGCGCACCACUCCAUAUCCUGUUAUGUUGUCAUUUGAUAGUGGAUACAAGUCCUGUGCUGCUGACAACGUGAAAUAUAGGGAUGAUGUUGGGGGGAAAAGAAUUGAAAAGUUAAAUCAGAUUUCUAUUCCCGUGUUUAGCCUAGAAAUAUCGAAGUGGAGGAAGAAAGACAUUUCGUUUAUUUCAUUUGAAUACAUAAAAUUGAGGAUGGCAGAUUUCCGUCUUGAGAUUGAACAAGAAGUCAUAUUAAGCUUGUUUGAGUUCUUCACAAAUAUCACUUGUGGGAUGCAAUGUGGAAUCAUGGCAUCUUCGGAUCACUAUGAGGGAGCAUCACUAAAGGAUUCCUCCUUUGUUCAGACUGAGAAAUUGAGAUUAACUACUGACCAAUGUCCUCCAAGAAUUGAUUCCUUUUUCAAUGGAAAAUCAAAAAAAUAUGUGGCAUUGCCUUCCAUCACUCCAAUUGGGGCCCCUUGGCAGGAUAUUUAUCUUUUGGCAAGAACCCAGAAGAAAGUUUAUAUUGAAAUUCUUGAAUUGGCACCAAUCAAAAUGACUUUGAGUUUUUCUAGUGCCCCAUGGAUGCUUCACAAUCGGAUCCUGACAUCCAAGGAAUUUCUUAUCCAUCGAGGUCUAAUGGCUCUUGCUGAUGUUGAGGGGGCUCAAAUUUAUUUGAAGGAUUUAAGUAUUGCUCACCACAUGGCCAGUUGGGAAUCUAUUCAGGAGAUUCUAAUUAGGCAUUACAACCGCCAACUACUUCAUGAGAUCUACAAGGUGUUUGGUUCUGCUGGUGUGAUUGGUAAUCCCUUGGGUUUUGUGAGAAGCAUGGGUCUUGGCAUUAGAGAUUUCUUAUCAGUGCCUGCAAAGAGCAUUAUGCAGAGUCCCACCGGACUUGUUAUGGGCAUGGCUCAGGGCACCUCUAGUCUUUUAAGCAACACAGUGUAUGCCAUCAGUGAUGCGGCUUCCCAAUUCAGUAAAGCUGCACGCAAGGGUAUUGUUGCAUUUACAUAUGACGACCAAGCAGUUUCACGUAUGGAAAAACACCAGGCAACUGUAACCUCAGAUAGCAAAGGCGUAAUUAAUGAAGUCUUAGAGGGAUUGACUGGUCUUCUCCAGUCACCUGUAAGAGGAGCUGAGAAGCAUGGUCUCCCCGGUGUCCUCUCAGGAGUUGCUUUAGGAAUUACAGGACUAGUAGCAAAACCUGCUGCUAGUAUACUCGAAGUUACCGGCAAAACUGCACUCAGUAUUCGAAACCGCAGUAAGCCCAAUCAAUUGAGAUCCCAAUGCUUUAGGAUCCGUCUUCCAAGGCCACUGAGCCAUGAACGUCCAUUAAAACCUUAUUCAUGGGAAGAAGCUGUUGGGAUAUCCGUCCUUCUGGAGGCUGAGGAUGGUCUAAAAUUCAAAGACGAGAAGUUAGUGGCUUGCAAAGCCCUCAAAGAAUCUGGUAAGUUUGUCGUCUUAACAGAGAGAUUUGUAUUGAUUGUUUUCAGUCCUUGGUUAGUAACAUUGGGCAAGCCUGAGUUUCCCGGCAUCCCUGCCGAUCUCGAGUGGAUAAUUGAAUGGGAGAUUGGAUUGGAAAACAUAGUACAUGCUGACGCCGCUCAAGCGGUUGUACACAUAGUUAGUAGCAGACCAGAUUCCCUAUUGAGACAAAAUCACCAUUCUCCUAAGCGAAGCAGCAGUAGAACCAGAGCUGUGCAUUGGAACCAUAAUCCAACUCAUCUUCCACUCCCCCAGACGAACUUGGAGCUAUCAUCUGAGGAAGAUGCAACCAACUUGUUACAGCUCUUGUUGUCUGCCACUGAAGAAUGGAAAGGCAAAGCUUCACACUGCGGGCGCAUCCUGCAUCGGGCUAAUCUCAAGACCAAAAAUGAAGCAAACGUGAAAGAGGGGAUGUGAUUCUUCUAUAUUUGGAGAGCAAUUCAACUACACUGAGCAGAGAUUUUGCUGAAUUUUCUCUACUUGUAAUUAUUCUUGUACAUUAUAUGUUUAUAUUUUGUUUGUCCUUGCUCCCCAUUUGUUCUUGGGAGUAAAUAUUUCCCAUAGUUGUAUAGAAUAGUGGUUAUUAUUUUGUUUUUAUAAUCCUUGUAAUUAUUGGGUGUUUCAUUUGCUUGUGUUUGUCCCAUUUUUGGAAGUAUAGUCAUGGAUGUACAAGGUGUGAUAGAUCAUAUAUAGGAAGAUUUUAUUUAAGGCUUAACUAACUCCAUGCAUUUAGUGUGAAACAUAACUUGUUGACAUGGAUUAUUUUUA
Arachis duranensis is the source of this 11256-nucleotide messenger RNA. RefSeq lists its product as uncharacterized. Gene Ontology annotation, biological process: protein retention in Golgi apparatus; protein targeting to vacuole. The transcript is spliced from 48 exons. The record is from RefSeq and is a predicted model, not a curated record. Lineage: Eukaryota; Viridiplantae; Streptophyta; Magnoliopsida; Fabales; Fabaceae. Gene Ontology annotation, cellular component: extrinsic component of membrane.